AUCUGAAAUGCGAGUAUUCCAUCUGCCUUCCGUGCCCUAACCUCCAAAACUGCGAAUUGGGAAUUUCUGUACUCGCUCCCGAACCAUAGUAUCUUCCUCUAAGCUUUCGCCAACUGAAUUUGCCAGCUGAUACAAGUGACCAAUAAAACCAUCUGUGAGUUUCUGUAAGAACUGAGUUUUUCUUCCUUCCCAUCAUUUUCAGUAACUGCGUUAAUAACCAAAGAGUACAUUUUCAAAAUACUCAAGACUCAGAAAAGGAAAAUGCAGAUUUAUGUCAGUUUAUGUUAUAGCCAUCAGGAUAGAUCUUGAUCAGUUUUUGAGAGACUACCAAAGAAACAAUAGCCAACCUAAAUAUGGAUAACAAUCCUGUGCAUUGUGGCAAGGAAGUUUGUAUUAGAGAUGGCACAGAUGGUUAUUCCAACAUGGUUGCAAAAGAUAACACAGGAACAAUUGUUAAUAUAGAGAUGUCGGAAAAUAGAAACACGGUUUACUCUCAGAAUGUAAUCAACUUGAAGUCUUUCAAAGUCGCUGAGCCUCAUGAAGGAAUGGAAUUUGAGUCAAAGGAGGGUGCUUUUACAUUCUACAAGGAAUAUGCCAAAUCGGUUGGUUUUGCUGUCAUCAUAAAGGCCAGUCGUAGGUCCAGAAUAUCUGGAAAAUUUAUUGAUGCAAAAUUUGCUUGUACCAAAUAUGGAAACAAGAGAGAAUCCGGUGUAGUUGAAGUUUCAGAUCAUGUGACAAAUCCAGAUAAUGCAAUAGUUAUUCCCACGAAGAAAAAACGGGGUAGAAUUAACCGGUCGUGGGAAAAAACUGAUUGCAAGGCAUGUAUGCAUGUCAAAUUAUUGCAAAGUGGAAGAUGGGCUAUCCAUAGUUUCAUAAAGGAGCACAAUCAUGAAAUUUUCCCAAAUGAAUUUUAUUAUUUUCGUGGCCACAGGAAUUUAGAGGUUGGUAGCAGCAAUACAGAUGUCUUCCAUGGCAAUAGAGCAAGAAGAAAAAAUAUAUGCAAUACAAUGUCCAGGCAGUCUGGAAGUUGUGCAAAAGCCAAGAAGCAGAAGGUUGCUGUCGCUGAUCAACGUAAGGUGCGGCAUCUAGCUAUAGAGGAAGGAGAUGUUCAGGUUAUGAUGGACCAUUUUGUAUGUAUGCAAGAUGAAAAUCCCAACUUUUUUUACUCUAUUGACCUGAAUGAAGAGCAGCGUUUAAGAAAUGUGUUCUGGGUUGAUGCAAAAGGCAGACUUGAUUAUUUCAAUUUUGGGGAUGUGGUUUUUUUUGACACCACAUACAUUAAGAACGAGUAUAGAUUGCCAUUUGUGCCCAUUAUUGGCGUUAAUCAUCAUUUUCAGUUUGUUUUGCUUGGAUGCUCAUUGGUUGCUGAUGACACCAAGUCAACAUAUGCUUGGCUGAUGCGGGCGUGGCUUAGAGCAAUGCAUAAAUGUCCUCCUAAUGUGAUACUCACUGAGCAAGACGAAGCCCUUAAAGAAGCCAUUGCGGAGGCAUUGCCUGACUCUUGCCAUUGUUAUUGUCUGUGGGACAUAUAUGGCAAGAUUCCAGAGAAGUUAAGUCAGGUAAUAAGACAACAUGAAAACUUUAUGCUGAAAUUCGACGAGUGUGUUUUCAAGUCUUGGACAACCGAACAGUUUGAAAAACAGUGGCUAAGAAUUAUUGAUGAAUUUGAUCUAAGUCAUGACUCAUGGUUUAAGUUAUUAUAUGCAGAUCGCGAACGAUGGGUGCCUGCAUUCAUGAAAAACAUUUUUUUGGCAGGGAUGUCUACAAGCCAAAGGCCAGAUGGUAUCAAUUCUUUCCUUGAUAAAUGCAUACAGAGAAAAACAUCACUCAAGGAGUUCUUAGACCAGUAUAGAACUUUUAUACGAGAUAAAUUUGAAGGGGAAGCAAAAGCAGAUUUUGAAACUUUGCAUAAGCAACCAGGAUUAAAAUCUCCAUCUCCUUUCGGGAAACAAAUGGCUGCAUUAUACACGCAUGGAGUAUUUAAAAAAUUCCAAGUGGAGGUUUUAGGAGUAGUUGCUUGUCAUCCAAAAAAGGAAAGCGAAGAUGGAGAAAUUAAAGUUUUCAGGGUUCAAGAUUUUGAAGAGAGUCAAGAUUUCCUCGUGGAGUGGAAUGAAGCAACUUCAGACAUCUCUUGUUUAUGCCGAUUGUUUGAAUUCAAUGGUUACCUUUGUCGUCAUGUACUGAUUGUUCUGCAAAUGUCUGGAAUACAUAGUAUCCCUUCUCAAUAUGUAUUGACACGUUGGACAAGGGAUGCAAAAAGCAGACAACAAACCACGAAAGGGUCUAAUGUUGAGUCAAAAGUUCAGCGGUAUAACGAUCUUUGUCAGCAGGCAUUUAGAUUAAGCAAUGAAGGGUCAUUGUCCCGUGAGAGCUAUAAUGUUGCAUUUGAUGCCUUGGAAGAAGCUUUGAGGAAGUGUGAGAGUUUGAAUGGCUUAAUCCAACCAUUCCCUGUAGUGCAAAGUAGUCAUGAAUCAGAAGAAGUAAACCAGGGUAAGAACACCAACAAGACCAAUAAAAUGAAUGCAGCGACCAUAAACAGAAAGGAUCAUUUCGAGCCACAGAUUACAACUAUUGGUAUUCAUGAUGGCUGGCAACAAUUGGGACACUCGAAUUCACGGCCACCAUCCCUUCACUGUUCUGAUGAACAGGAGGGCUUACAAGGGGAGCAACGGAGGACAAGAGCUCCAUCUCUUGAGAGCUAUUUUGGAUCUCAACAGCUUGUGCAUGCAAUGGGAAAAGUUAGCUCGAUUGCAUCAAGUCGCGAUGGUUGUUUCGAGAAUCAACAUAUCACACGGGGACUGGGAGUGGGGAAACUGAACUUCAGGCCAGACGUCGUUGUUCCUGGUCGCCUCAACAUUCAAGUUGGUCCACAUGAUAUGGACCCGUCUAGUGCGGGAUCCAUAGAGGUUCAUGGCGCUUCAUCCAAACAAGGCAAGUGAAGAUCUUUUUCCGUAGCCUCUCCGAGGUAGAAACUAGUUUUAGUGUAGAUAAUGGCAACGUGUUAUAUUAAUAUUAACAAUCAACGAUCAGUUUAUUACAUAAAAGGGAAAAAAUGUAGUUAUAUAUAUAUUUUUUAAACGGUAUAGGGGUACCCGCACCCACUUCAAGGUCCGGUCCUGGGAGACAUCAAAAGUUUUUAGUAUUAAGUUUUGUUAGAAGGUUCAAACUUGAGACCUUUAAGUCAGCAUGACCAAAAAACUUCAAGCCCUUACCAAUCAAGUUGUCCUUUGAAGUUAUAUAUUGGUCGGUUAUCUAAAAAUCUCCCAUGUGAGUAAUCACAUUCGUCCAAAAUGUGUUAAUCGUUUAUACUUCAACCAUUGAAAACAUGGUAUCGAGUUGAAUGUAAUAUAAAUGUAAAGCAAGUAGAA
Momordica charantia (bitter melon) is the source of this 3368-nucleotide messenger RNA. The record is from RefSeq and is a predicted model, not a curated record. Lineage: Eukaryota; Viridiplantae; Streptophyta; Magnoliopsida; Cucurbitales; Cucurbitaceae.